This is a messenger RNA of Xiphias gladius (swordfish), 5466 nucleotides long. RefSeq names its product G protein-coupled receptor 155b (gene gpr155b). Gene Ontology annotation, molecular function: G protein-coupled receptor activity. The record is from RefSeq and is a predicted model, not a curated record. The coding region runs from base 139 to 3027 and encodes 962 amino acids. Gene Ontology annotation, biological process: G protein-coupled receptor signaling pathway; transmembrane transport; intracellular signal transduction. The transcript is spliced from 20 exons. Gene Ontology annotation, cellular component: membrane. NCBI's taxonomy places the organism in Eukaryota, Metazoa, Chordata, Actinopteri, Istiophoriformes, Xiphiidae.
CAGAUUCCGAAGCUACUCACCCAAACGGCGAAAACACUGGCUCGCUCACCUCGGGAAGACAGAUGAAUCGAGUGAAUUCCCGAGCAGAGAUGACCUUCUAAGUAACAGAGUGCUGAUAUCCCCCAGCCCAUCAUCACCAUGGAGACGACCAGCAACUACGUGCUGAUCCAUGGGAAGAACAUAUCCCACAAUACCCUUGCGGGCUCCGCCGCUGGGCCUCACAUGUCCAUCGACAAACUGUUCCCAGCUCUCCUCGAGUGCUUCGGCAUCAUACUGUGUGGCUACAUAGCUGGCAGGGCAGAUAUCAUCACGGAGAGCCAGGCGAAGGGUUUGGGGAACUUUGUGUCUAAGUUUGCUCUUCCAGCUCUGCUCUUUAAAAACAUGGUGCUGUUGGACUUUGGAGACGUCAUCUGGGCGUUUCUCUGGAGCGUCCUGGUCGCUAAGGUGACGGUGUUUGUGCUGGUAUGUGUGCUGACGCUGAUGGUGGCCAGUCCAGACAGCAGGUACAGCAAGGCCGGGCUGUAUGCCAUCUUUGCUACGCAGAGCAAUGACUUCGCUUUGGGGUACCCCAUAGUCGAUGCUCUGUAUCGGAGCACAUAUCCAGAAUACCUCCAGUACAUCUAUCUGGUUGCCCCGGUCUCCCUCAUGCUCCUCAAUCCCAUCGGCUUUGCUCUUUGUGAGGUGCAGAGGUGGAGGCAGGCCAGCCAUCCACAGCACAGCACUGUUGGCAUCCUGGGAAUUGUAGUCUUACAGGUGUUGAAGAACCCAAUAGUGUUCAUGGUGAUAGUGGGAAUCAUCUCCCAUUUUGCCCUGGGCCAGCAUAUCCCUGCUGUGUUGUCGGAGUUCAUAGACGGCCUGGCCAACUCUUUUGGAGGGGCAGCCUUGUUUUACCUUGGCCUCACUAUGGUCGGCCAGCUUAGAAAGCUAACCAGAGACACUGGAGUUGCCUUGAUACUCCUCAUCACAGCCAAGCUCCUGGUAAUGCCACUGGUCUGCAAAGACAUGGUCGAUAUUUUGGAUGUAGGAGUGAACAGCACGAGUGCCAACCACACCAGUUUGUCCAACUUUGCUUUCCUGUACGGAGUCUUCCCCACUGCACCUAGUGUGGCCAUCUAUGCUGGACACUACAACAUGGAGUUAGAGGUGGUGACAUCAGGGAUGGUAAUCGGUACGUUUUUGUCUGCGCCGAUCAUGUACGUGUCAGCCUGGUUAUUAACGAUCCCUCUAAUGGACCCCAGCCCCCUGGUGACAGAGCUUGAAAACGUUAGCUUCAACAUCAGCAUUGUCAGCCUUCUUGCACUGGUUUGGACCAUAGCAGUGAUGUUGCUCAGCAGGAAAUUUAACAGACUUCCUCACCUCUUUGCCUUAAAUCUUUUCCUGGCUCAGUUUUUGGUGUGUGUCAGUAUGAUCCUGUGGAACUUCUUGGUCAAACAAGAAGAUAAUCUGCUCGGCAAAAUUCUCACCUUCACCCUGCUCUACGGGUCUCUGUACAGCACCUACAUUUGGACAGGCUUAAUCCCUCUCUGUCUGGCUCUGACUAACAGAGAUGAUCUGCUGAGACUCCGACCAGGAGUAUUCAUGAUUUUGGGCUGGGGGGUCCCCUUCCUUAUGGUCGGGUGUCUUCUGAUAUCAGGAGAGAGAACUGAUACCAUAGACUCUGCCUUCUUCUAUGGCAGAGCUCAGAUAAUCAGCACAUCAGUGGUGCUUGCAAUUAGCCUGGUGCUCGGUGCAAUAUCUCUGAUGGGUCUCAGCCAGGGAGGCAGGGAGCAGAGAGGCUACCAGGCCCUGAGCAGAGCUGCUGUAACAGGCAUCAACGAUGAGUUGAGGACCCCUGGUGACUUGGAGGAUCUACAACAACCACAACAACAGACACAGAUGGCAAAUUCACCUGCCUGCAGCAUCAACUCAGACCCCCACAGUUUCUCUCCUGUCCAGACCAUACCCGACAUGAUAGCCAGCACGCAAAGGGAGAACUCAAACAACACAGGCCACAGUGGGGCGCUGUGUGACGGGCAGCAGCAGAGUUCUUCCUCCUCAGAGCAACCGCUGAACCUGCCGCCACCUGGGCUUCAACCCACCGAUGACAAACAGACAGUCAGACACGUUCUGCUCUGUCUGCUCCUCAUUGUCAGCCUGCUAGCGAACCUGUCCAGCUGUCUGUGGUGGUUGUUUAACAAAGAUCCGGGAAGACUUUACCUGGAACUACAGUUCUUCUGUGCCGUGGCAAACUACGGACAGGGUUUCCUGUCCUUUGGGAUCUUUGGUCUCGACAGACACCUCAUCAUCUUGCCUUUCAAGAAGAGGUUGCUCGGCCUGUGGCAGGGCAGGAACAGUGAGGAUCUGAGUCCUUCAGGUGUACCAGAGGAGGUCAGGCUCACCUGUACCCAGUUUGUCCGCUACCACAAAGACCAGUGUGUGCAAGACAUAGUACACACACACAGGUUUGGUGGAGGAGGAGGAGGAGGACUGGAGGAGGAGAACGGGGUUUUGAGACAUUCCCCCUCCCAUGAGCCCCAGUACCUACAAAUGCAUCAGGAUCUUCAGGAGCAACUAAACCAGUUGCCACAGAAUCUGCACCAGAUUCACCAAACUCACGACCCAGCUGAAUCCCGUGACCAGUGUUCUCUUCCAUCCCCACCCCGGCUGGAGCCUGAGACUCAACCCCAAGUUAAUACUUCCGACUGUGAUAUCCAAGAGGGGCAGACUUCCCGGCUCCAGUCUAACCAAGCUCGUGACCCAGCUCAUCCUCAACACCUACAGCAGCACGGUCUUGCUUCAAGCCCAUCCCAUCUCCAUCCGCAGCCACAGUCCCAUCUUGAAAGUGUGUUUCGGGGCAGUGACUUGGUGGACUGGCUGGUCGAGUGGGGCCUGUGUGCUGGGCGAGCCGAGGCCCAACUGUACGGCGCUCGACUUCAGCAGGGCGGAGUGUUAGAUCACGUCACGUGUCAGCACAGCUUCAGGGACGAAGUUACGCUGCUGUACCGCUUCACACAGGGGAGAGGGGAAGGAUUGUCCCAGAACAUGUGAGAAGAAGUGAGUGGGAAGGAAGUGGAGUGAGCAAGACAAGGGGGAGGAGAUGGAGAAGAAGAGGAGAAAGAUGAGACAGAAAAGAAGGCGAGGUGGAGGAAAAAGCAGGCUUGGAGGUACCAAGCAGCAACUACCAUGGAUGAGUGCCAAAGCAGAAGUCCCUAACGGUGCGUUGUUUCUACGAGCACUAAAUGCUGGCUCUGGAAAUGAGAGAGACCCACAUCUUCUCCGUAGAAAUGUCCUUUUCCUCCACAACAAUCUAGCUAAUGUAUGUGAUUGGUGCAAUUCUGAUAUAUUUCCUCCAUAAUGAUGCUAUUAAGUGGUACAUUUCAUAGCAUGCUUGCCUUGAUUGACAGUUGUCUUAGGCUCUUCAUGGUGGUUGCUGCUUGCUUGUCCGCUCAGGCUUCACCCCUGUGGCCCAAAUGGGAAAAUUUCUGGCUCUGACUACUGUGAGACUUUGUUUGAAGUCCCCUCAUGGGUGAUGUGCAAGGUCAUUUGAGACACAUAAAGAGUAGGACCAUGAGACAAGGAAAGUGAUAGCUGGGGUUGUGGAGACAUUUAAGAAAGUAAGAGGUGAAAGAAGAUGAAAUGAGUUCUCCCUACUUCACCCUUCUUGGCUCCAGACCAAGCCUUCUUAACUUUUUUUUGGUUUCAGUUUUUUUCACCGCUCUGACCUGAGCUGGCUUUUAUGAUAGAUUUUUGAUUUUAGUUGCCAUGAGAUGUGAACAGGAUCGAAUCACUGUCCAAGCAGUGACAGAGAAAAGUCAUUUUUCUUUUUUUUUUUUUUUUUGGUCUGGAAUUCUGUGAACCAAUGAAUAUUUUCAGUGUGUGAAGGACAAAUAAGCUCUUUUUUUGAAGGACAAGUUGCCAUUCAUCAGCCUAUCAUAUUCAAACAUCAUAUUAUUUAUGUGACAUCUGACUGCCACUGGUGAGAAGACAGUGAGAGUAGACCAGUAAACUGAUGGUACUGUAUGUUUGGUCUUAGCCAAUAAGCUGCCGGGCUGCUCACUGAAUGCCGGUGGUGUUCUUACCUGCUCUUUCUGUUUUAUGUAGUCAUGUUUUCUUUGACACUACAUGAAUUCAUCCUGAAUCUGCCUGUUAUUUCAGUAUUUGAUAUUUUGCACGCUGUGUCUUUUAACCACUCCGGUUUACGUUGACUACCUGCAUGACUGAGAGCAGUACAGACUUCUGCUCAGCACUGAAACUUUUGCACUGACUGAAUAAUAACAUUCUGGUUUUUAAAAUAUGCAACUCACUGGAUAUUUAUCUUGUGAUGAUGCUGCAAAAGUGUGUCACCAUGGUCAAUGUGAAAUACCUGUUUGGGACCGAUCGUGGUCAUGUUACUCAAUGGAUUCAUUCAGGCAGGCUGGAAAAUUAGCACAGAUGCCUUUCCAGCCAAAUCUGGCGCUAGCUUGAUUUGAGAAUUCAGCCCAGGCCAAAACUGAACUCAAGUUAUUUCUUUGCCACUAAAUUGAACCUACAGGAUGUGAGAUUAAACUUCAAAAAGACAAGCCCUUCAUCUACAAUGUCUCUAGGCAUCUGACAUACUUUGAUAAGACCGGUACAGUCCUGAAACUGACAUAGCCACAAUUACAGUUCUCAUUUUUUUGGCAUAACAAUCUAGCUCACUCUAUUGUACACAAAACCACUACUGAACUGUCAACACAUUGUGUAGCUCCCACUGAGCGACUGGCAGAACUGAAUGCAGCUAUUUUUCGCCUGUUACUUUGCCGUUGAUUUGUGAUAUUGUUACUAUGAAGUUUACGGUGUUUUGGCAGGGUUGUAGAAGAUGGAGGGAUGGUGAUAUAUAUACAUAUGAGCAGAGACAAAGACCACACUAAUGUGAAACUGAUGCUAUAAUGAUGAGAUCUGUGUCGCGCUCAUGAUAGCGUGACCCGAGGAUGGCGAGGUCGAGCCAGAGCAAAAUAUCGACAGGGAUUUCCAAGAAACUUAAACAUUCAUUGUUCUGUGAGCAAAAUUCCCAAUCAUUUGGUGACCCCCGACCUUUCAUCUAGAGCACAGUGUCCAAUAUAUGAUAUUAUUCUGAUCUACUGGAUCCCUGUUCUUCAUCGCAAACGUCCCAAAAAUUUGUACAUGUAUAUUAUUUCCAUCUUUGUGUCUUCUGCCCACCGAUGCCACCUGACUCAUGCAAUUCAUAUCGGGUCGUGUUUACUGAGUUGUUUCAAGUGAGAUUUUGCGACAGAGUGCCUGCCUCAACCAGCGUGAAGGUGUGUGUAUUGGUGUGUUCGUGUGCAUGAACAAAAAUGUCUGAGCUUCUGUGUGACGUAUGUGUAGGAGAGAGAACAAGAGAGAUUUUAACACGAGGCGUGACAGCGUGUUGUAACUGUGGAUGCUGUUUUUCAAGUGUGUUGCUGUCAAUCAGGGUCAAUGACUGUAAACUUAAGAAAUGCAAAAAUAAACUACUGUUUGCAUCCAAAA